Molecule: messenger RNA, 4710 nt
Organism: Condylura cristata (star-nosed mole)
Lineage: Eukaryota; Metazoa; Chordata; Mammalia; Eulipotyphla; Talpidae
Gene: PAM
Product: peptidylglycine alpha-amidating monooxygenase
Exons: 26
Coding region: 573-3491 (972 amino acids)
Biological process (GO): peptide metabolic process
Cellular component (GO): membrane; extracellular region
Molecular function (GO): peptidylglycine monooxygenase activity; protein binding; copper ion binding
Source: RefSeq, a predicted model, not a curated record
CACGGCCAGGGAGGGUCUGAGGGACCGAGCCGUCUUCUCGCGCCCCACACUUCCCAGGGCCCUCCUCCCCACCAGCACCCAGGCCUUGUCAGUUCGUGAGGGGUCACCCUUCCCUCCAGUCCUCCUCACCUUGCACUUCUCCUUGCGACGGAGUGUUCAUUUAUUCUUCGCCUUUGCCGUCUCCAACUUGGAGGACUCUCCAUAACGGUCCUGAAUGAUGACUGACGCGGGUUUGUGCGAUAUCCCUCCCAGUCCCUGUCACUCGCCAUUGAUAACGCACCCGCACGUCUAGCCCCAGCAGCUGGGCGAAAAGCGGCUUUAGAGAGAGCAAAGCUUCCGCUGGCGGACGGGACUGAAGUACUGCCGCCCUCCGGCUUUCUGCAGCGGUGGGGAUCCAGACACUUCGCCUAAUCCACCUGGCUGCCCUGCCGAGCAGAUAGAGUGUGGCCGCUACAGGACACCCGCUGCGCUUCGGCUAUGAAGUAGCUGCCGCUGGCGGCGCCUGCCCGACUGCCUGCCCCAGCCCAGCGCCUCGCUGCGGUCCUCCCCGGAGGGGCCGGAGCGGCGUGGACAUGGCUGGCGUUCGCAGCCUGCUGGUUCUCCUCCUGGUGUUUCAGAGCAACUGUUGGGGUUACAGAAACCCGCUUUAUGUCUUUAAGAGGUUUAAAGAACCUACAAGAACAUUUUCCAAUGAAUGUCUUGGUACCACCAGAUCAGUCAUUCCUAUUGAUUCAUCAGAUUUUGCAUUGGAUAUUCGCAUGCCUGGGGUUACACCUAAACAGUCGGACACGUACUUCUGCAUGUCAAUGCGCUUGCCAAUGGAUGAAGAAGCCUUCGUGAUUGACUUCAAGCCUCGUGCCAGCAUGGAUACUGUCCAUCACAUGCUGCUUUUUGGAUGCAAUAUGCCUUCAUCUACUGGGAGUUACUGGUUUUGUGAUGAAGGAACUUGUGCAGAUAAAGCCAACAUUCUAUAUGCCUGGGCAAGAAAUGCUCCCCCAACCAGACUCCCAAAAGGUGUUGGAUUCAGAGUGGGAGGAGAGACUGGAAGUAAAUACUUUGUACUGCAGGUGCACUAUGGGGACAUUAGUGCUUUCAGAGAUAAUCACAAGGAUUGUUCUGGUGUGUCCUUACACCUCACACGUGUACCACAGCCUUUAAUUGCUGGCAUGUACCUUAUGAUGUCUGUUGACACUGUAAUACCAGCAGGAGAGAAAGUAGUGAAUUCUGACAUUUCCUGCCAUUAUAAAAAGUAUCCAAUGCAGGUCUUUGCCUAUAGAGUUCACACUCAUCAUUUAGGUAAGGUGGUAAGUGGAUACAGAGUCAGAAAUGGGCAGUGGUCACUAAUUGGACGCCAGAGCCCUCAGCUGCCCCAGGCUUUCUAUCCCGUGGAACACCCAGUAGAUGUUAGUUUUGGUGACAUACUGGCAGCCAGAUGUGUAUUCACUGGUGAAGGAAGGACAGAAGCCACGCACAUUGGUGGCACAUCUAGUGAUGAAAUGUGCAACUUAUACAUUAUGUAUUACAUGGAAGCCAAGCACGCAGUUUCCUUCAUGACCUGUACACAGAACGUUGCUCCAGAUAUGUUCAGAACCAUACCUCCAGAGGCCAAUAUUCCAAUACCCGUGAAGUCUGAUAUGGUUAUGAUGCAUGGACAUCACAAAGAAACAGAGAAGAAAGAUAAGACUUUACUUCAGCAGCCCAAACAAGAAGUGUUAGAACAGGGUGAUUUCUAUUCACUACUUUCCAAACUGCUAGGAGAAAGGGAAGAUGUUGUUCAUGUGCAUAAAUAUAAUCCUACAGAAAAGGCAGAAUCAGAGUCAGACCUGGUAGCUGAGAUUGCAAAUGUAGUCCAAAAGAAGGAUCUUGGUGGAUCUGAUGCCAGAGAGAGUACAGAACAUGAGGACAGGGGCAAUGCUAUUCUUGUCAGAGACAGAAUUCACAAAUUCCACAGACUAGAAUCUACUUUGAGGCCAGCAGAGAACAGAGUUUUUUCAUUACAGCAGUCCCUACCUGGUGAAGGCACCUGGGAACCAGAACAUACAGGAGAUUUUCAUGUUGAAGAGGCACUGGAUUGGCCUGGAGUGUAUUUGCUACCAGGUCAGGUUUCUGGGGUGGCGCUGGACCCUAAGAAUAACCUGGUGAUUUUCCAUAGAGGCGACCAUGUCUGGGAUGGAAACUCUUUUGAUAGCAAGUUUGUUUACCAGCAGAGAGGUCUCGGACCAAUAGAAGAGGAUACUAUACUUGUCAUAGAUCCAAAUAAUGCUGCAGUUCUCCAUUCCAGUGGAAAAAACCUGUUUUACUUACCACAUGGCUUGAGUAUUGAUAAAGAUGGAUAUUAUUGGGUCACAGAUGUUGCUCUCCAUCAGGUAUUCAAACUGGAUCCAAACAGCCAAGAAGACCCCCUGUUAGUCCUAGGAAGGAGCAUGCAGCCAGGCAGUGACCAGUAUCACUUCUGUCAACCCACGGAUGUGGCUGUGGAUCCAGACACUGGAGCCAUUUAUGUGGCAGAUGGUUACUGCAACAGUCGGAUUGUGCAAUUUUCACCAAGUGGAAUGUUCAUUACACAGUGGGGAGAAGAGUCUUCCGGGAGCAGUCCGGAACCAGGUCAGUUCCGUGUUCCACACAGCUUAGCCCUUGUGCCUCCUAUGGACCUGUUGUGUGUGGCAGACAGGGAGAAUGGCCGGAUCCAGUGUUUUAAAACUGACACCAAAGAGUUUGUGCGUGAAAUUAAGCAUGCAUCGUUUGGAAGAAAUGUAUUUGCAAUUGCAUAUGCAUCAGGUUUGCUCUUUGUGGUGAAUGGGAAGCCUUACUUUGGAGAUCAAGAGCCUGUGCAAGGAUUUGUGAUGAACUUUUCCAGUGGGGAAAUUAUAGAUGUUUUCAAGCCAGUGCGCAAGCACUUUGACAUGCCUCAUGACAUCACUGCAUCUGAGGAUGGGACUGUGUACGUGGGAGAUGCUCACACCAAUACCGUGUGGAAGUUCACAUCAACUGAAAGAAUGGAACAUCGAUCAGUUAAAAAAGCUGGCAUUGAGGUCCAAGAAAACAAAGAAUCCGAGGCAGUUGUUGAAACCAAAAUGGAUACCAAACCCGCCUCCUCAGAAUUGCAGAAGAUGCAAGAGAAACAGAAACUGAUCAAAGAGCCAGGCUCGGGAGUGCCCGUUGUUCUCAUUACAACCCUUCUGGUUAUUCCGGUGGUUGUCCUGCUGGCCAUUGCCAUAUUUAUUCGGUGGAAAAAAUCAAGGGUCUUUGGAGCAGAUUCUGAACACAAACUCGAGGCAAGUUCAGGAAGAGUACUGGGAAGACUUAGAGGAAAGGGAACAAGAGGCUUAAACCUGGGAAACUUCUUUGCAAGCCGUAAAGGCUACAGCCGAAAAGGGUUUGACCGCCUCAGCACGGAGGGAAGUGACCAAGAGAAAGAAGAGGAUGACGGGAGUGAAUCUGAAGAGGAGUAUUCGGCACCUCUGCCCCUGCGUUCGCCUUCCUCCUCCUGAAAACCAGGCUUUGACCUAGGUCAAGGAGCAUUACCGAGAAUGCCAGGUUCCUUUUCUUUGAGCACGUUUCAAGUUUUGUGUAUUUAAUUGUAAACGUACCAGUCUCUGUAGGACGGUACACAUUUUACUUUGGUUUUGCUUUAGUUGACUUCUGUUUCUAGUUAAGGAGUUUCCUAAAAUUUCAUAACAGUGCCAUUGUCUUUCUAUGAACAUAGGCUAGAAAGCAGUCCUCUUCCAUCACACUACUAAUUUAAAGAUGGAAGCUUGCUCACUGACAUUUUUGAGACUUUUCUGUAGAUGUAAAUAAACCUCUUCUCUGCUUGGACACAGUAUUUUGCCAGUAGCACUUCAUUGCCAGUGUCUUUCUUUGGUGCCUUUCCUGUUCAGCAUUCUCAGCCUGUGGCAGUAAAGAGAAACUUUGUGCUACAUGACGACAAAGCUGCUAAAUCUCCUUCUAUUUUUUUAGAAUCACUAACAUUAUAUUGCAAUGAGGGGGAAAAUCUAUUUAAAUUCUUUUUUUUUAUUUUCUUCUUCAGUUGGUGUGUUUUGGGAUGUCUUAUUUUUAGAUGGUUACACUGUUAGAACACUAUUUUCAGAAUCUGAAUGUAAUUUGUGUAAUAAAGUGUUUUCAGAGCAUUAGCUGUCAGAGUGUAUUUUGCAAUUUUUACAUAUUUGCAGGGUUUUGUAUACAACUUUUGUAAUUCCACAAAUCACAGAUGCAGUGAACCUACUCAAUGUCUUCAACCAAAAAAAAUGUGAUGUGUUGUAUUAAAAUGACAAAGAUAUCUUGUUAUGUAGCUGAUGAAAUAAGUUUUAAAAAUAGCCUACCAGUUUACAUACAUAUGUAAAACCGGUUCUUUUUUAAAAUCAGAGUUUUUGCCUGUAUAUCAAGUAGAAGCAAAUACUUUAAUAAAAGGUGAUCACAGCUAAGAGAAAAACUGUGUCUCAAAUUACAUAUGCAAACGAAUCAUUCAGUGUAGCUUCCUACUAAUAGAUUUUUUAAAGAAAAAUUUAUUUAAAUUCCUAGGUAUUUAUAGGACUGUUCAUCUCUAACAUUGACUACAAAUUGCUUUUAAAAUCCCUUUUUCAUAAUCCAUCAAUGCAAUUAAUAAGAACCUGCUAAUUUUCCUUGGGAUAAUUACUAGGCUCUGGAACCCUUCAAAAUGUCUACUCACUAUUCUGACAUCUUAGUAGUUGGUGUAUUAGAAGUUUAAUUGAC